Molecule: messenger RNA, 2877 nt
Organism: Cryptomeria japonica (Japanese cedar)
Lineage: Eukaryota; Viridiplantae; Streptophyta; Pinopsida; Cupressales; Cupressaceae
Product: G-type lectin S-receptor-like serine/threonine-protein kinase At2g19130
Exons: 6
Coding region: 1-2877 (958 amino acids)
Biological process (GO): protein phosphorylation; recognition of pollen
Molecular function (GO): ATP binding; protein kinase activity
Source: RefSeq, a predicted model, not a curated record
AUGGCGAGGAAACGGAUUGUAGCCCUAACAUGGUUCAAGAAUUCUUUCCUGCCCUUUGCUCUGUAUAUUCUACUGCAUAAAUGCCAAUCAACGACAACUGACAUGGGAGACAGCCUUCCAGUAGGGACUUCCCUCGUCGGAAAUCAGACUUUGGUCUCGAAGAAUGGCACCUUUGCAUUUGGAUUUUUCAGUCCCCAAAAAACCAAUAACUGGUAUAUUGGCAUCUGCUAUGCCAAAGUGUCGGAGAAAACAUUUGUAUGGGUAGCUAACCGCGAAAAUCCUGUGAGAAACAUUCCCGGCGUUUUAAAUUUAUCAAGAGAUGGUUAUCUUCGACUCUUGAAGGCGUCUCGGGCAUCUUUGUUGGAAUCAGGUAAUUUGGUUAUGCUCAGAACACGGGCCGGGAAAGUUUGGGAAAGUUUCCAAGAUCCGGUGGAUACAUGGCUGCCAGGGACGAAGAUUCGGAAAGGAAUGAAACUCACUUCUUGGAAGAGCUCUUCUGAUCCGGCACCUGGGCCUUUCUAUUUACAAAUGGAUCCUUCACCAGCAAGCACUCAGUUUUUGGUGUUCUCUCACAACACUGGUCCGUACUGGUCUAGCGGAGAGUGGAACGGAAAAUAUUUCGCAAAUAUGCCAGGAAUUGCCUCGGCAGGCUCCCAUGUUAAAAUAGUGUGUGUAACGCUUCCUCCUUCAAGAAUGUACUGCACAUAUACAACCAAGGGUAUGAUAAUGGAACGCUUAAUUUUGAAAAAGAAUGGUGAACUUUGGGGGUACUAUAUGAUACAAAAUGGUGGGUGGAUGCUGGAUGCGUUCGGACCCAGGGAUCAAUGCAUUGUUUAUGGUGUGUGUGGGGCUAACGCAGUAUGCAUUGACUAUACACAGCUGAAUGCUCAUGUCACAGGCAAUGCCAAUGACACCUGUACAUGUCUACAGGGGUUCAGGCCCCAAAACAGCCAUGCUUGGGAUUCUCAAGAGUGGUGGUUAAGUGGUUGUGUUCGGCGAAGUCCAUUGCAGUGCUCUCUCUCAAAUUCUACCGACGGUUUUUUGGAAGUGAAGGACAAGAUUUUGGCCGACGAUGAAGCGGCUGCAUAUAGCAAGGAUCAAACUCUGAGUGGAUGCCAACUUGCCUGCCUCAACAACUGCUCAUGCAUGGCCUUUUGGUUCAGUAGCUCAUCUCUUCCUGUGUGUCGAUUGCGGUUUGGGGAUCUGAUGAACGUGCGCGAUUCCCCCGGCGGUCAGUCAUUCUAUCUCCGUUUGGCAGCUUCUGAGUUACAAGGUUCGACAUCUAAGCCAAGAAAUAAAUCCUUUGGCCUUCACAUUUUGCUUCCUGGGGGCGCUGCGGGUCUUGUUCUUGUUCUUGUUCUUGUUCUGGCCGUGUUUAUUAUGUGGAAACGUGGAAGAAUGGUAAAGGAGGAUGAGGUCCCCACAUCUCUCAGAGCAUUCACUUUCCGAAAGUUGCGAGUUGCAACUAAGAAUUUUAGGCAUAAGCUGGGAAGAGGAUCAUUCGGCUCGGUGUUCAAAGGUACUCUAGCAGACAAAACUCUCAUUGCUGUCAAAAAGUUAGAGGGUUUAGCAGGAACAGAAAAGCAAUUUCGUGCAGAAAUUAGUACCAUUAGUGCAAUACAACAUGUGAAUCUGGUCAGGCUGUUCGGAUUUUGUGCGGAGGAAUCUCGAAGGCUACUCGUUUAUGAGUACAUGCCCAACGCCUCUCUUGAUUCCUUUCUGCUCCGUGGGAAAGAAGAUCGCCUCAUUCACUGUGAUAUUAAGCCAGAAAACAUUCUCCUUGAUGCCGAUUUUUGUCCCAAAGUAGCUGAUUUUGGUCUGGCAAAGUUAGUAGGUAGAAAUUUCAGCCGCGUCCUGACUACCACGAGAGGAACGAUAGAUUAUUUGGCUCCAGAAUGGAUCUCCGGUAUUCCCAUCACUCCCAAGGCGGACGUGUAUAGUUUUGGCAUGACAUUGCUGGAGAUUAUUUCAGGACGAAGGAAUGUGGACCUCACUGUGCCCCAGCCUAGCUCCUAUUUCUUCCCUCUCUGCGCUGUCGAUCAAUUCCAUAAAGGAAACCUGAUGGCUAUUGUUGAUGGAGGGAUAUCAGGUGAGGCAGAUGCUGAAGAGGUGAGAAGGACUGUUACAGCGAGCAUAUUACGCAUUCAAAGAGAUGAAGUGGUUAGGCCAACAAUGGCUCAAGUCGUGCAAUUACUCCAAGGGACAGUGGAGACCACCGCACCUCAAUUUCAGCUGUCUGUCGAUAGUCUUCGAGAUCACCCUUUAUGCGAGGAAGAUGGCCUUCAUAUUCAACUGAAGAGGAACCUGCAGUCAUAUGGAAGCCAAAAAACCAACUAUGCUCUGCAGAAAGGUGAAUACAGAGCAUAUGGAAAUCAAAGACCUACAUGGAACGAAAGGAGAAAUCUCCCUACAGGAGAAAAAGGUCAACCAGUUUUGGUUGGUAGUCAUAGUAACAUGACUAGAAGGAGAUGGUCAAACUGGUAUGUCAAGAGAUCUCCCAAGCAUGAUGUUGGGAUGGAUGUUGUGCUCUACUAUAGCACUACUUCUAGCUGUGAUGGAGAAUUAGGAAAUGGAAAGACCCAUCAACAGAAGAAGGAAAGACUUGCUCCCAUCCUUGGAAAUGAGAAGAUUGAGACCAAGAAGGUAUGGAGGAAGAAGACCAUGGACCAAUACUGUGCACUCAUUGCACAGUAUGUGCAAACUGUUACCAGCAUGAAUGGUAACAAAUACUUACAGGUUAUGAAAGACAAUGAGGAUCAUGUCAUAGGCUGUGGUGGAUACAAUGGAGCUGAAGGAUCAUCAGAUGACCAUAUAUGCAAAGCUAAACUAGUAUAUGAAGGAAAUAGAAGUCUCGAUAUUGUACUUGAUCGAAGAUAA